Molecule: messenger RNA, 1685 nt
Organism: Raphanus sativus (radish)
Lineage: Eukaryota; Viridiplantae; Streptophyta; Magnoliopsida; Brassicales; Brassicaceae
Product: F-box protein At5g46170
Exons: 2
Coding region: 111-1280 (389 amino acids)
Molecular function (GO): protein binding
Source: RefSeq, a predicted model, not a curated record
UCGAAACUUCAUAUCUCAUGCGUUAUCUUCUCUAAAACCAGAGAUUCCGAUUCGAUUCCUUCUCUGCAACCCUAGCAACUUUCCCCCAAAUCGCGAGAUCCAAAAUUCAAAUGGCCGUUAUCCCCCGUUCAGAUCCACCUUCCCGGAUCCACCCCGAACCACCACCGCAAACCCUAGAAAUCGACCACUUCGACCAUCUCCCAGACUCGAUCCUCCUCCUCGUCUUCAACAAAAUCUCCGACGUCAAAUCCCUCGGCCGAUGCUGCGUCGUCUCCCGUAGAUUCCACUCCCUCGUCCCUCAAGUCGAGAACGUCCUCAUCCGCGUCGACUGCGUCAUCUCCGACGACGAUAACUCCUCCCUCUCCUCGAUCAAAUCCCGCUCCGCCGCCGCGUCCGGACCUUUCUCCUCCAUAUUCCGCCUCGUCGUCGGCGGCAUUGUGAAGCCGUUGCAAGCGUUGGGGCAGUUCCUCGGCGCGAAGAGAUCGUGCGGAGGAGGCUCUUCUUCUUCCUCCUCCUCGUCUCUGUCUAUCAGCGGAGGAGACGAAGGUGGAGAGAUCGAACAAGGCGGAGUAACGCACCACUCUCCUACUCAGGUUCUGAAGAACUUCGAGGAGAUUCGUUACCUACGCAUCGAGUUACCUUCCGGAGAGCUCGGGAUCGACGACGGAGUCUUGUUGAAAUGGAGAGCUGAGUUCGGCUCCACCUUGGAUCACUGCCUGAUUCUCGGAGCAUCUUCGGUGAUCCAACCGAAUACUAGAUUUUCUCAACUCACUGACAUUACAACCGUUGAAUCUCCCGACGAUAACGGGAGUAUACCGGAGUCGUUUUACACGAACGGAGGCUUGAAGCUUCGUGUUGUGUGGACAAUCAGCUCUUUGAUUGCUGCGUCAGCACGGCAUUACUUGCUACAGCCGAUCAUAGCCGAGCACAAGACGCUGAGGAGUUUAGUGCUCAGUGAUUCCGAUGGGCAAGGUGUGCUUUGUAUGAACAGAGAUCAGCUUGAAGAGCUAAGGGUGAAGCCGUUGUCGGCUUCUUCGGCUUCCAAGAGAACUCUUGUCCCUGCCUUGAACAUGAGGCUGUGGUACGCUCCCACCUUGGAGUUGCCUGAUGGGACUGUGUUGAAAGGUGCGACUUUGGUAGCGAUUAGGCCGAGCGAGUCCAAGAAGGAAGUGUCGGAUGUCUCUUGGGUUUCUUCGGCUGCUUUUGAGGAGCCUUAUGAGGCAGCUGUUAAGUUGCUGGUCAAGAGGAAGACUUAUUGUUUAGAAAUGAACUCGUUCUAGCUUGAAUCUGAGGGAACCCGAUGGCGAUUCAUGAUGAUUAUUACAUAUAAAUGCUAUAAUGAGAGGAAGCAGAGAGUGAGAGCUAAAUCCAGUUUUGAUGAAUACAUAAACCAGUUUUGCUACCUGCUGCAUCAGCUAGCGAUUUUUUCUUCUAAGCUUUCGCAGGAUCUUUCAAUCAUAUAAAUACCAACGAAUUACUUAUUAUCAUGUAAGGCUUGUUGUCUGUCUUUGUUAGUUGCUUACAAUGUCUUGCGCUUUGCUUGUCGUCUCUCUUAUGUGAAUAUAUUGUAGUUAUGAGAUUUACAUUUGCUUGUUAUUAUUAAAGUUAUUUAAGAAAAAUAAAACAGAGAUAUUAGAAUUGUAUAAAGCAACUUGAUGUUUGAAUGUUUAUAUCAUAAUUGAGCA